This is a messenger RNA of Thelazia callipaeda (thelaziosis nematode), 411 nucleotides long. The record is from the annotation of a GenBank genome assembly. Lineage: Eukaryota; Metazoa; Nematoda; Chromadorea; Rhabditida; Thelaziidae.
AUGUUGGCAAGAAGACCAAGUUUGUUGCCAUUUUUGAAUACAAACUUACAUGACGUAGUGCAUCUUCGUUUAGCGAUUUCGGUAUUUAUCCACAAAGUAGAUGGUUUGAAUGAAGAAAUCAAAUUAGAAACACAACGGGACAUAUUUCAACGUGUGCAAGAUGAUUUUCAAGAUGAUGGUCUUGAUAAAAUUCAUGUGACCUAUCAUUUAACCUCUAUUUACGAUCACUCAAUAUUUGAAGCUUUCAGUAAGGUUGUUCAAAAAUUAAUCAAACAGUUAUCUACUCUAGAGCGAUUGCUUGACAUUUUCAAUCAGAAAGUUGAUAUUAUCCCUUUAUCUCCUCAAAUUUUUUGUCCUGAAAGUCUUGAUAAAAUCCUAUCAAUGAUAGGAGUGUUAUCUCUAAUGCUUCUU